UUUUCAAAUGAAGAAGAAAAUUGAAAUACGUGGAUCUGACAGCCCAAAGGUACUAGGAGUGCAUUUGAAAUGUAUCUUUUGUAACAUGUCAUUCGUGAGUGAUGUACUCUUAAAAAAAAUACCUGACUAAGGGGAUUUUUUUCCCCGUUUUGUACCUUUCUUAACCGAAGUGCAGAAGGGUGCUUUAGCCAAAGGCAAAAAGCACAUCUUCAGACACAGGAAUCCCUGCAGCAGACUGGGGUUACUAAAUAACACGCUCCAGCUCGGCCUUUAAAAGGAAGUUUGAUCUAUUCCGGUAUACCUCAGCGUGCAGUAUAUAUAUCACAAGAACUUUUACGCUCAACCCCUACCCAAGCGUACUGAAAAAAUAAAACUUUUUCUUUUUUUUCCCCUCCGGGUGAACCCAGCGGCCGUUUUGAAAGCCCCAAUGUAAUGGAGAAAAGCUUUAGUGCAUUUAUGUGCUUUUCAGGCUUUUCAGUCAAACCAUGGAAGAUCAAGUCAAGAGUUAUGGGCCACAGCUGUGCUCUUCCAUUGAGACCUUCUAUAGGACAUCAGCUGAGCUGAUUAAGAAAUGGUGACCACAGCUACGUUCCCUUAUUCACGCUGAAAGGCAAAUCCGUCCACUUGAUUGAGAAGCAUUGCCUUGCAACCAUAUUUUCCCAUUCGCUUUCAGUGGGCGGCUUAGAUUCGAUUAAGAAAUACUGUCCUAUAAUUACAUUCGGUCUCUCUCUCAUGCUAUGAAAAGCCUCUGAAGACAAUUCAGGGUUUUGAACUUUAAAUAAAAAUGGUCCUGACCCGUGAAUACGUAAGCACGUACUGCAGCCAUCUGAGCAGCCUCGCUAAACUUGAAUGCUUGCCGAAUUGGUCAGUGAUUUCAUCUUUAGCAGCGAUAUCAGUGCGAAGAGUUAGCAAUUGAGGGUUUUGAAGCUGUGCUGCCUUACAAUGAAGACUUAAGUAGUAAUUAAAUUCUCAAAGAACCACCAAGGCUCCUUUGGAUGAAAUGAGGAUGUUCCAAGCUCUGGAAGUUGUGUCGUGAAGGAAAGAAUGUUUAGACAUGACUCAGUCAAAGCAGCGAAGACUUCUGUAAGAGAUGGAUAGAUGCAAACAUGUUGGGCGGCUACGACUCGCCCAGGACCAUUCUAUCCUGAACCCGCAGAAGUGGCACUGCAUGGACUGCCAGACAACCGAAUCUAUCUGGGCUUGUCUGAAGUGCUCCCAUGUAGCCUGUGGGAGGUACAUCGAGGAGCAUGCACUUAAACACUUUGAAGAAACCAGACAUCCGUUGGCAAUGGAAGUUAACGAUCUGUAUGUAUUUUGUUACCUUUGUGAAGAUUAUGUCUUGAAUGAUAACCCCGAGGGUGAUUUGAAACUGCUAAGAAGUUCUCUGUCAGCGAUUAAAAGUCAAAAACAUGAUCCGUCGACAAGAAGUGGCAGGACUUUGCGAUCCAUGGCUUUGGGAGAGGACAUGUGCAACCAUCAAAGGACCCUUCAGGGACAGUCUCAGAUGCUUACAGCUCUCUGGCACAGGCGCCAAUCCUUGCUUACAAAGGCGCUGCGGACUUGGUUUGAUAAGAGCUCCAGAGGCCAGCUGAAAUUACAACAGAAGAAACAAAUGGAGGAGUUGGAGAGGAAGAAGGAGGCAGCGAGGCAGCGGCGGCAGGAGAUGAAGAGACAGCUUCUGGAGGAGCUGGCAAACACUCCUCCAAGGAAGAGCGCGAGGCUGUUGUCCCAUGUGCACAGAGAGAACUUGAUUCCAAGGAAAUUCAGGGAGGUGGCGACCGCUUCCCCUACCUCAAGGCAGAUGCAGAGCAGCAGGUUCAAUCAGUUUUAUUCCAUCCGGCGUAAGCCUCUGAUGACUCCCGGGGUCACGGGUCUAAGGAACCUGGGCAACACAUGUUACAUGAAUUCUAUUCUGCAAGUGCUAAGUCACCUCCAGAAAUUUCGAGAAUGUUUUUUGACGCUUGAUCUCUGUGAAACAGAAGAACUCUUAGCCAAAACUGUGAAUGGGAAGUCUAGGAUGCCUGGCAAAUUGGCAAAUGGAUCCGCUGCUAACGAGUCAGGGAAGACUGACAAAGUGGGAUCGUAUGGCACGCAGAGCUUGCCAGCUGGCUUAAAUGGUGGCUCCUCGAUAAGCAGGAGUUUAGAACUGAUACAACCCAAGGAACCAAGUUCAAAGCACAUCUCCCUCUGUCACGAAUUGCACACCCUCUUCAGAGUGAUGUGGUCUGGCAAGUGGGCGCUCGUGUCCCCGUUUGCCAUGCUGCACUCUGUGUGGAGCCUGAUCCCAGCGUUUCGGGGCUACGAUCAGCAGGACGCUCAGGAAUUUCUAUGCGAGUUGUUGGACAAAGUACAGCAGGAGCUGGAGUCGGAAGGCACGAAGCGCAGGAUCCUCAUCCCUUUCUCUCAGAGGAAGCUCACCAAGCAGGUCCUGAAGGUGGUGAACACCAUUUUUCACGGGCAGUUGCUCAGUCAGGUCACCUGCAUAACGUGCAACUACAAAUCCAACACUGUUGAGCCCUUUUGGGAUCUUUCCCUGGAAUUUCCCGAGCGCUAUCACUCCAUUGAGAAAGGGAUCGUCCCCGUUAACCAGACGGAGUGCAUGCUGACAGAAAUGUUGGCCAAGUUCACAGAGACUGAAGCUCUAGAAGGGAGGAUAUAUGCAUGCGACCAAUGCAACAGCAAACGGCGAAAGUCUUCUCCUAAACCUCUUGUUCUGAGUGAAGCUAAAAAGCAGUUAAUGAUCUACAGGCUACCUCAGGUCCUCCGGCUGCACCUUAAACGAUUCAGGUGGUCUGAACGCAAUCACCGUGAGAAGAUUGGGGUCCAUGUCCUCUUUGACCAGGUACUAAACAUGGAACCUUACUGCUGCAGGGACUCUCUCUCCUCUCUUGACAAAGAGACCUUUGUCUAUGACCUCUCCGCUGUGGUGAUGCAUCAUGGUAAAGGGUUUGGCUCAGGACACUACACAGCAUAUUGCUACAACACGGAGGGAGGUUUUUGGGUCCACUGCAAUGACUCCAAACUGAAUGUAUGUAGCGUGGAGGAGGUGUGCAAAACCCAGGCCUACAUUCUCUUUUACACUCAAAGAACAGUGCAGGACAAAGCAAGAAUCUCAGAAAAACAACUCCAAGCUCAGGUGCUGUCCAAAAAUAGUGAUAAAGACAGAAGACUGACAUUCCCAUGAUGGGAAGUUCUAUAACUCAAUCAACGGUCUCAGUUGUUUUUUGUUUUGUUUUAAACCAUUGGUGUUCACAUCUUUCCUCUUUGUAGGAAAAAAGGCUCACUGCGGGAAGGGGAUCAGAUCGUGGCGUUUGCUGCCCAGGGUCUGGAGAAGUGUAUCAAGCUGUGCAAUUCUGAUGCGUACGAUUGUAGUCAGAAUCUUGGUUUUUAAUGAAUAUUGUUAAAUUAUGCUCACAAAACGAAAAGGGAGAGUUUGAUGCUUUGUAUCAUUAGUCUCAUAUCGAAAUGGAUUUGAGUAACAUGUAACAGAUGAGCACAACCAGGAAAUAGAAGCAUUCAACUGGCUUACAAACACCUUCAGCACCUAGUAAUGCUGACAAACCUCUAGAAGGAGCAGGUAUCAUACCAUCCCCUUUAAUUAUCGUUCAGAUUUCCAGGGUUUGAAUCACACCCAGGUAUUUAUUUUUAUGAUUGUCGGAUAGAUGGAGUUGGCUGCCCUUAAAAGCCAUUCUUGCUGAAGAAAUGUUUGACGCUCUUCUACAAGAGAAAAUAUUCCCCAGACCUCAGCUCUUUCUGUGAUACUAAUUUAUUUGCCAUCAGAUAAGGGCAAACCAGUGGCUGGCUAUUUUUGUCAACAGCUCUUUUUUUCAGUGUUACGGGGGCUGUGUGCACACUUGAUGGUUUAUUCUCUAGGCUGAACUGAAUAGGCAGCUAAAUUCACUAGGAAUGUGAUUCUUGAAACAGUUCUGCUCUGGAGGAAUGCGUGUUUUGUUUUGUUUUAAACCAAACAAAGAAAGCAACAAAAACACCCUGUAAUAAGACAUGAAUGUACCUGUGUGUGAUCAGUCAUAUCUGUUUACAGUGGAAGCAAAAACAAAGCCUAUACUACAGGUUUCUGCUGGCAUCACCGUGCUGAUCAGGUUAUAAGGAAUUCAAAGCCCUGGCUUGCACAGCCGUGACAGCAGAAGCAGUUAGAACGGAGGCAACUUACACUGGAAAACCGGCACUUUUUUAUUUUUUUUUAACAAGUGUGGCUUGUUUUCCUCAGGGGAACGGGAUGAAGGUAAUACCACGACAGUAGGAGACAGAGCUAGGUUCCGUUACUGCUCCUGCAGUGGGAAUGUUCAUGAGUUCUGAUUGUUACACAAGGUCCAGAAUAACUGAAGGCAGUGGGGUUGCACAGAUGCCGUGAUGUCAUGAGCAGAAUUUAACCUGUGAAGUCUUUAUUCCUGCUGGGGCGUAAGGGGAAGGAAUGUAGUUAACUGUCAAAUCACAUGUUGAGCUUGAAAGGCUACAGUAACGUCUGUAUCUUGUAAUCAUCUUGAUUUUAGAAUGUAGGGCCCUAGUUGACUUUUUAUAGUCACUUCUCAGCCUACAGUUGGACCUCAGGUAUUUUUAUAGUUUGGGGUUUGACUGCUCACGUUUCAUAUUUUAAACAAAUCUGAAUAUGUAACUGCGAAGAUACGUGACAUCUUUCAAUCUUGAUGGUUGCUUUUUUUUUUUUUUUGUAACGGUUAUAGGUUGCUGUCAGCUAAAAUAUGAGGCUCUUCAAAAAAAAAAUGAUUUAAUUUUCAGGAAGAGAAGUUCUGAAAGCAGAUCUCUCUUCUUCCCUCUUCAACUUUUAUCCUUGCCAUCAUAUGCCCAUCAGUCAUGAAUUAAUGUACGUUAUUGUUAGAGGGGGAGAACAGGAAAAUUUCCCAAAUACCAUUCCUCUUUUUCCACUGCCACUACUGCAACUUCUGAUUUCCUGUCCUGUGGGCAAAUUGAUCCGUUUUACUUCGGCUGACAUUAGUCACUUCGGCCAUGCAGAGAUGAGCACAGCAAAGAUGAAACUCCUCUUUUGGUAGAGCACAGUGCCGCAUUAGGUCUCCUCUGUCCUGAAAGAUUCCCAUUUCCUGCACGUCUGAGGAACACGUGGCUUUCUGAGCCUACAAAAACUGAUUUUUACCAAUUAAGAAUAAUUCCGAGUUCGUAUGCUCAUAUUUCUUUGGAGACGAGUCAGUUUGAAACAGUCCUGUGGGAACUAAUGGAAAACUUUAACUUCUGUUUCUCUAAAUGUAGCGUGGCCUGGAAGGAUUUCCUACGAAUGUCUAUAUCUUUGUAUUUUCUAGGUAGCAUUAUUUUUUGUGCUACUAGUAAAUAAAAUUAAUGCAAAUGCAAUAGGCCAGACUGAGAUGGAAUAAAAGUAAGCGUGACCCUGCUGAAUGCGGAGGAAGUUGCUUUGGCUUCAGCGCAGGUAGAAGUUGGCAUUCAUGAGGGAACGGAAAUCACGUGCUCGCGACUUUCAGGUCCGGGAUAUUUUCAGAGACGUGAUGGAUUCUUUUCUAGAGCAAAACACGCUUUGUGAAGACGACACGCCUCAAAAGGCAAACUAAAGGAAAAGGUGUUUUGACGUUGCCUUCUUAAUCUCAGUGGUGGAAGGGAAAGCUGAACAGUCAUGGCUUACCGUGACUACCAAAUGACGUGUUCGCGUUCUGAAUCCCUUAGCCGUGCUGGCCCUGUUCCUAUAAAGCUUGGUUGUUGUUAUUGCAGUGAGCCGAGACUCUUGGCUAUGAAUGCUCAUCUUUUGACUGAGUGUUUUGCGUUAAUGUUUGAAUUCAGGUAGUAAUUAAUUGCAGUUGUCAGCGAAUUGGCUGGGUUGCAGAGGGGAGCUGGGAGCGUACCUUUAGCCGUUGGUGCACCUGAUUGCCCAAGCAGAUCUUGUAGCAUUUGCUGUUGACAUCUUUUGACAUUAGUGGCCUCUCCAUGUGACGUUAGCCUACUUGUGCUGAGACGUGGAGAUACUGCGGUCAGAAAAAUGAUUGCCCUGAUAGGGAAGGAAUGAAUUAUACUUCAAAGUAAACUUGCUUUUUCCAACACUGUGAGGUUUCUGUAAUAUUUAGCUUUUAUUUGGAAGCGAUAGCGUAUAGCAUUUUUUAUGCUGUUUGGUUUAUAUUUGUCUACUGCAGGCAUCUUUGUAUAAGCAUAGCCCAACGUCCCCGUCAUGGUGGACACUGUUUUAUAGUGUCCUGCUUGCCAGAAAUAAUAAUUGGAAGCUACUUCUUUACAUUAGUAAGACAAACAAACAGCUUGCAAUUACAGUGAAGCCCACUUAAGUGAAUGCCUGACAAAGUGCAGCCUGUGAUGCAAACUUUGUCCCUCCUUUAAAGGUUUGGCUUCAAAUCCUGCUCAUACAGUGGUGCAUGGUUAGAAGAAUUCCAAAUGCAGGCUCUACUUCUGCAAGCACCUAAGCAAAUGAUGUAACUUAGCUCAGGUGUGGAGUUCAGCAUCCAAAGUUUUGAGUCGCAAGCUGAGUGUCUGCAGGAUUCGAACCAUUAUUGUGGUCCCGCUGGAAGUGGAAUUGGUUUCUGUAGGCACUGGGAUUCCUGUACCGGGGUUCAGUCCUGUAACAAGGAGCCAGUUACCUCGAGAAAUGCUGAGAGCAAGUGCUGGGUUCGUGGCACCGUGCAGGUUGUCUGAGGGCGAGGGAAGCCACUGUCAGGCUCGUGAGUACGCAGCCUUCGGGACAGAAGAGUUCCCAGCGUGUCCUUACUCUAUUCAACUUGUAAGUAAAUUGGUGUUAAUUUCAUGCUUUCAAGAAUGAAGAAUCUUAAUGUAUUCAUGGCCAGGUGUGCUACAACAUCUGCUGUAGUCAUUAGAAAACACUUCAUUUGAGCUAACUUCAUUCCACUAGCGAGUUAGUUGCGCAGAUUUGCUUGUUACCCCUUUACUGCCUGCAUGCCCAAGUUAAACUAUGCACACCACAAAAAUGGUUUCUCUGCAAAGCAGUGGAAAAAAAUAAAGACAAUUUUGUCCCCAUUAGUUCUGACCAGAGCAAUUCUAGAGUCUGGCUUUGGAGUUGUCAAUGGGAGGCAGCAACUGGAAGAACGCAUAUUAAAUGCUUGACAUCAAACUUCUCUGGGUGGCAGCACCACUGCCGUGUACUUAAGGACUUCCAGACGGUUUUUUGAGCGUAGGAAUAAAAUCGGAAGCAGUAAAAGCAGUAAGUGUGUCCUAUGGACUCACUAUCAGAAGUUAUUUUGGUUUGUAAAAGCAAGGCUUCUAGCAGAAAUAUUGUCUUGGUGGCAAUUUAGACACGCUUAUGUUGGCUGUGAUGUCCCCAGGCCUGAGUGUGUUUAAUUGCACCUCAAUGAGAGAGACUAAUGAACCUUCUGGCUGUUGCCCGAUACCCCAGGAUAAGCUACAGUGGAAGCCAACAGUACUGUGGAAUGGAAAGUAUUUAAGGAAGAGACAGUAAGUAGAGGGAGAUUAGUUUAACCUGCCAAUACAAUUUUAUGAACUAAUUUUGUAUGAUUCCUUAGAAUUGGUGCCUUGUUAUCCGAUAACAUUUUGCAUGGGACAGAAACGUUGGGAAUUCGGUCAGGAAUUCCUGACUGAAGCAGCAGAUUUGUGUGUUUUUUAUAAGUACUCUCAAUAUCGCUGACGUUUUUACAUUUCAUAUCCGUACGUGAGUGGAAAAAGUUUACCAGCAAGCUCAGAAGCUAGCGUUUUACUGUUACGUGUUUGAAAUCUGUGUCUGUAAUAAUUCAAGGAGCAACUUGUUCAAAGGCAGAUUAGAUUUGGCUCCUUAGAUUUUUCUCAUGCCAUCUGGGCCCCUUCCAGCCAGGUCAGUAAGUUGACAUCUAUCACAUCAGGUAACGUGGUGCAGGGAACACACGCUCCAGUGGGGUGGGGUUUUUUUUGGCAGAGUAGCUGUGGCUUUGGAAAAGACCUUCUGUAACAAAUGCUGAUGGCUGCUUCAGAAAAAAGAAUAUAGUUCCCCUCGCCAUGGCAGUGUUUGCACAGAUUUCUAAUUAGCAUAGCAAACAUUUCCACACCUGAGCAAAGACAUGUCGUGGUAAUGCCUGCGUGAGCAUCUUAUGCAAGAUAUCGCUUGUGGAAGGUGGCCAAGUGGCCCUUCCACAAGUGGAGCAAGUAGUAAAAUCCAAGCAGCAGCUCCGAAUUCUGCCUCUGUGUGUCUAAACCCUUCAGCUGGUUUCAGAUCAGAUAGGACGGACUCAGGCAGAGAACUUAAUGCCCGUGGGAAGAGAAAACCUCAGUGAAGUGUCGGUUUUUUAAUGCCUGUUAGGUCAACAUUGAUACCUGUUUAUUGCAGGUGGAUGGAUGGGAACGUGAAGCGUUCUAGCGAGCUUUUACAUUUGUAAAAUCUACAGCACAAAUGAAACGAUCAAAAGCUCUGUAUGUCGGUUACCUGUACCAACUUGUGGUUGUUUGUGUUAGUUCGUUUAAGGGGUGUGCCUUCAGGCUGCUCCUUCCAUGGCGCUUAUUUUAUUUUCUCUGUGUGAGAGAGAAUGGCUUCCACUUCUUUAAAAGAUAGCUGCAUGGUGGGCCAAAAUACCUUCAAAAGAGUUCUUAGGUCUUAAAAACGCUGUUUGCAAUGUGCAUCCCCAAAAGGGGGGAGGAAGGAGGAAAAAAAAAAAGACCGGGCCAGUGGGCCCAAGGCUGACUUUAACCACUGUUAAUUAUUGAUUGGUUCUUGGGUUCUUCUUGAACGGCCGUACUGCUGAUUUGGUGCAGGUUGGGCUGAGGGAAGGAGACGGGAGGAAUGAAACUGGCAGCAACGAUAAAGCCAAGCUGGCCGCAGCAGUGAGCUGUGGUCUACGCUCAGUAGAGACAGGAAGCGUCUGAUAUGCAGAGCUUGUGCGUCAGGCGAUUGCAUACUUUGCAGGUGUAGGCAUUAACAAAAUCCAGAUGCAGCCUCAUUAGCAGCAAGCUCCCAGUUCGGGGGGGGGGCAAAAAUUUCUUUUAGCAGUAAUCUCACACUGGUGCUUUUCCAUUUAAAAAUUGCAGUUCCUAAGGAACAGUACCCCAAAUCCUCAAGUUUUUAAAAAGAAGCGACCUGCUUAAAGCCCACGACGUCACCGUAAAUGCUUCCAUAGCUGGAUGUGAGAAAGGAGGUGAUACAGUUGGUGAUCAAACACAAUGUGGUUUGUACUUUUUCGUCUUGACAACAUGCUUGCAGUAGAGGUGGCAGGUAGUGAAUUUCACUUUGUUUUCCCCUGUGCUAAACCUCCAGUUCUGGGCCCUGACUUGUCGAUUAGAACUCUGUGGAAACGGGGGUAGAAAAGGCCUGAUUCUGCUCCUGCUUUACAGACACUGUCCACGUGAGCAUCUCUUUGUGGGAGCGUGAGGCUUUUGAAUGUUCCUCCUGCUGAAGAGGCGCAAGCACCCCUUCAGCACGGGCAGCGUGAAGUGUUACUUAGGCUAGCCUUAUUUCCUUAGACAACCACAUCCAUGCUAUGGGGCUACCCUGCACUGCCACAACGAUUCGUCUGAUUGAAUCAACGCCCCGUUUGUGGACAGACGAGGUCAAAGAAUGUAUUACAACGUGGGCAAGCCAGAGCUCCGCAGGUGAGCGGUGCCACCACAGGUUUGUGGUGCGCCGUUGUAUGGGAGCUGUGGGUGAGAAGUUAGGGUAACCAUCCCUGGGGCUCCUCCUGCUUUGCACAGUGAGCCUUGGGUCUGCAUAACUCUGUACCUCGGAUUCGGGAUUUGUAGCACGUGUCAUCUUUGCUCUCCUUUCAUUUAUUAAAUGGAGUUACUUAGGCCCGGCCCUCGUGGCUGUUUCCUACUGCUACGAGAUGAGCUACGCGUAUCCACGUGAAGAUCAAGUGUUCACCUUAUCAGACGUGCAAAGUACAGGAACCGAGAGCCCAUGUAAAAGAGGUCUGAGUUUUUCCCUGCUUAAUUUCGGCUUUGGUGAAGCAGUCACAACCUAAGCCACAGCCUGGACAUCUGCUUAACUAAGCAGUUUACAGCAAAGGAACAAGUGGCUACGUUUGUUUCCAGACGAACUCUUUUACAAGUCUGCUUUUCCAUAGAACCAACCUGGUUGCAGGGUUCGGGGUGGUUAAAGCAGCUUCUCCGAGAGCAGUGCUGAGCUCCUUCAGGUGUGGCAGGCGCGGGUGGGAUGCUGCUGGGGAGCUUCCACUAAUGCCUCGGGAGCUCCGCUGUUGACUUGAGCAAGGGCAGAAUUAAAGUUAAUCUUCAGGCCUUUUUAAAGUUAAUCCUGCUCUAAGUUAAGAUCCCUGGAAGGGUGCCGUUGGCAAAGGCUGGGCAGAACACGAGCGUUUUUCUUUCAGGAUGAAAUCCCCUUGUGAAAACAAAAGUAAAAAGCUGCUCUGCUUUCUUGGAGAGGGAUCAAAGCUGGAGCUUGGGUGGGUUUCCUGAUUUGUCAGUGACUUCUGGGGGGGCUUAGUUUCUGCUUUGAGUUUCUGCUGCUUACGUCACUAAUGACUUAAGCCGGUGUAUGCCGUGCUGCGCUCAUGAAUGAGCCUGCCUUGGCUUCAAGGACACUCCUAGGCAGCAGCGAGUGCCGAGAAUCCAAUUAAUGACCGAAUGUUUCUGGCACUCUGUCCAGCUGUCUCAUAGCUCGGAGCAAACACUGGAAGCACUGCUCCUAAUCACGGGGUCAGCAGCUUUUAUUUUAGUCAAGGUUUAAGACAUCAAGUAAGUCACCUGCAGCAGCCUUACGUACUUCGCUGCGUGAACUACCCCCUGCCUGAACCCCGGCCUCGGGAGGCGAUUAGUGCGUUCUGAAUCAAAACUCCGAUUAACUAGAAAAUGACCUAAUGUUCUAAUUAAUCCCUCAGAAACUGGUCCUGCAGAAUUCGGAUUAUCCGUACUUGACAAGAACUUUUUCUUUACGGGAUGUAAGAAGUCCUGCUUUGAACGCAGCAUUUUAGAACAUCUGUGUCAGUAGUGGAAUUAAUCUUUCAGGCAGGUUACAGGGGCAGUUCUCAGCCACGAAGCGCGGGGGCAGCGCUACUUCAAAGGAAUGUCUUCAGUUAAAAACCCGUGCACAACUGUUCAAAGAACCCGAAGCCAUGUUGCAGUCAUGCUGCCGUAACGCUCAGGGCUGGGAAGUUAUUCUGCUCUACACCUGGCAUCUUGUGGAGCUGCAGUGUCCCCUGUCUGCUGAAAUUACACCUCCAGCUCCCCCGGCAGCCUCACGGGUGCUUUCGCUGCCCCUUCAACAGCUUCACCACCCCCAGCUGGACUCCAAGGCGGUAAGGGCAAGCUGUAGUUUCAGGCCAUGGAACUAAAAUGCUAUGCAACACCAAAUGGCUUUUUUUUUUUUUCCCCAAAAAAGAGAGUCCUAAUUCUUUUACAGUAACCAUCCCAGCUUUAUCUCAGCCAGACAUUACCCACGAAACCUUCCGGUGGUUAGAGUUUACCUAGGGCUUUUUACAGUUUUGUUUUUCCUUUUGAAUAAGUAGCUGAUGGGUCCUGCUUACAACCCAGGACUGGACUUGUUCCUUUGUCUUUUGGGUGUGAAAUAUAAAUCAUGUUUUUAUGAUUUUUUUGUAAAUCUUUACUCUUUUUACACCUUGUUUUUGUAAGCUGAAGUUUCUUAUUAAAAAAAUGAAAUUCCA
This is a messenger RNA of Oxyura jamaicensis (ruddy duck), 11555 nucleotides long. RefSeq names its product ubiquitin specific peptidase 49 (gene USP49). The transcript is spliced from 9 exons. The coding region runs from base 1091 to 3184 and encodes 697 amino acids. Lineage: Eukaryota; Metazoa; Chordata; Aves; Anseriformes; Anatidae. The record is from RefSeq and is a predicted model, not a curated record. Gene Ontology annotation, cellular component: cytoplasm. Gene Ontology annotation, biological process: protein deubiquitination. Gene Ontology annotation, molecular function: zinc ion binding; cysteine-type deubiquitinase activity.